Messenger RNA from Drosophila grimshawi, 469 nucleotides. RefSeq lists its product as uncharacterized. The transcript is spliced from 2 exons. The record is from RefSeq and is a predicted model, not a curated record. The coding region runs from base 101 to 403 and encodes 100 amino acids. Lineage: Eukaryota; Metazoa; Arthropoda; Insecta; Diptera; Drosophilidae.
UCCAGACGCCACACUUCCAGCGCUGGCUCAGCUUAUAAAAAGCGUGCGGCGCCUGCGCAGCCAACUCAUUACAACAAAGCUCACGCGGCAGUCGACAAACAUGAAAUUCUACGCGCUGUGUUCACUGAUGUCUGUGCUGCUGCUGGCCAGCAGCGUCAGCUGCUUGCCCCAGACCCGUGAGGGUGCCGCCUACACAAAUGAGGCUAUUAGGCAGGCACAGCAGACGCUGCUCAUCCCGAAGGAUGCACAAAUCCAGAAUGUGCAGGAGGGCAUCGAGCUGGGCGCCUAUGAACAGAUACCCGGCAACCAGCGCAUCAAUCUCUUUGAUAUCCUCGGCGAUACGGUGCCAUCGGAGGUGAUAAACAAUCUGCAGUCGCAGGUCGAUCAAAUUGGACGCAACUAGACGUCGUCAACACUCACAUCAUAAAUCAUUCCAUUUUGGUUUUCACCAUAUUUUUGUUAAGUUUUA